AUAUUACUGGUCCUUAUAAAAUUUCCAUCGAUAUAAAUGGAAAUAUUGAUGACAAUGGAUCUUUAUUUACGUCGAAAGCAACAACAACAACAACAACAACAACACUCACAGUUUCGACAAAUGAUACACUUACUUGUUACACAUGUAUUGAUUGUGAUGAACCAUUUAACUCCAAUAAUGUAGCAACGGUAACAGUGCCUGCUAAUCAAGGAUAUUAUUGCCGAAAAUCAUCAAUAUUGACUGUCAUCGAUCGAGAUGUGUCUCAAUGGUGUGUUCAAGAUAAUGUAAAUGGCAAUGGUCUAUGGUGUUGCCAAUCAAAUUUUUGUAAUCAUGCUAAGUCCAUGACUUUAACAAGUUUUCUUAUUUAUCCUUUAGUUUUGAUCUUAACAUUGAUUUUUCUAAUUGAAUAA
Rotaria sp. Silwood2 is the source of this 410-nucleotide messenger RNA. The record is from the annotation of a GenBank genome assembly. Lineage: Eukaryota; Metazoa; Rotifera; Eurotatoria; Philodinida; Philodinidae.